Anguilla anguilla (European eel) is the source of this 6648-nucleotide messenger RNA. RefSeq names its product integrin alpha-V-like. Gene Ontology annotation, biological process: integrin-mediated signaling pathway; cell-matrix adhesion; cell-cell adhesion. Gene Ontology annotation, molecular function: integrin binding. Gene Ontology annotation, cellular component: integrin complex; external side of plasma membrane. The record is from RefSeq and is a predicted model, not a curated record. The coding region runs from base 458 to 3589 and encodes 1043 amino acids. Lineage: Eukaryota; Metazoa; Chordata; Actinopteri; Anguilliformes; Anguillidae. The transcript has 31 exons.
AUAAUUUCCCAUUGAUAAAAAAAAGGGGUUACGGAAGUUUGCGUACGUUUGAGAUUUAGAUUUCCCCCUUCCUUCCUGUAAUGGGGUUAUCCAAAACUCUUAUCCAAGCCCUGUCCAACAAGAUCUGCGAAUAUUUGUUCUCGUUGAGUUGGACGCAUUAGCGGCAGGCAGCGGAUGGAUUUCAGAUUCUUUAUACAGCGUUGCAGUUUAUUGGAUGUAUGUGAAUAGGCUACUCGAGAAGUUGCUAAAAUGUUUGUUUACUAUCUGUCAUUUAGGAGUUAUGCAUCGGCGGGCUUGGAGUUAGAAAUGAUCGUAGGUCUGUAAAUGCGCUUGCAAGCAGCGAUAGUUACUGGACUGCUCCUAAAGUACUGUGGCUAUUUAUCUUAGUGGUGUUACUGUACCAAACGUGACAUUUUGGAGCUACGGUUUUGAAGACAACUGUACGUUUCGUGCCAAGAUGGAAAAACAUCGCAAACUCUAUUGUGUGCUGACUCUCAUGUCAUGCAUAAAACGCUGUCUUUUUUUCAAUCUGGAUAUCGACAAUCCGUCAAUUUAUUCUGGGCCAAGUGGAAGUUAUUUUGGAUUUUCCGUGGAUUUCUUCAAACCCGAUGACAAACAAUUAAACAUUCUGGUAGGGGCCCCCCGGGCAAACACGUCUGUUUCGGCCGUAGUAGAGCGUGGAGCCGUGUACAGCUGCCCCUGGAAAACAAGCAAAGGCUGUCGACAGUUGGAGUUCGACAACACAGAUGACCGGAAGAAUGUUAAAGGGGAGCAGAUGGAGUUCAAGUCCAACCAGUGGUUUGGAGCCACAGUGCGCUCAGAAGGAGAACACAUCCUGGCCUGUGCACCCCUGUACCAGUGGAGCACCUUUGCCUUCACAGAGAGGGAACCCGUUGGAACCUGCUUCCUGAAGACCGCUGGAGAGGUGGUGGAGUAUUCCCCCUGUCGAACAGCUUCAAACUCUCCGGAAGGGCAAGGAUUCUGUCAGGCAGGAUUCAGUGCUGACUUUGUGAAGAAAAACAGAGUUGUGGUUGGAGGACCUGGGAGCUUUUAUUGGCAAGGGCAACUGAUCUCUGAUGAUAUUUCUGAAAUCGUAAGCAGAUACAAUAAUAAAUUCUACACCCCGUAUGGUAAUCAGCUGUCCACGAAGUCAUCCAGUGCUCAGUUUGAUGAUAGCUACUUGGGCUACUCUGUCACUGUGGGUGAUUUUAAUGGAGACGGGGACGAUGAUUACAUCACUGGGGUUCCCAGAGGGCACAAGGCCUUAGGCUACGUGAACAUUUUCAACGGGAAGAACAUGGAGUCCAUGGUCAACUUCACUGGGGUGCAGAUGGCCGCGUAUUUUGGCCACUCGGUGGCGGCGACGGACAUCAACGGCGACGGAGCGAUGGACCUCUUUGUGGGCGCCCCUCUCUUUAUGGACCGCGGUUCGGAUGGGAAGCUGAGGGAAGUGGGCCAGGUGUACGUGUACCUGGGGAAGGGCGGGUUCUCCUUCCACGACCCCCUGAGGCUGACGGGCGCCGAGGUCUACUCGCGCUUUGGCAGCUCCAUCGCCCCCCUGGGGGACCUGGACAUGGACGGUUUCCAUGACAUCGCCAUCGCCGCGCCCUACGGGGGGCCGGGUCACAGGGGGCUGGUGUACGUGUAUAACGGCCGGGCCUCGGGUCCGGAGGGGGGGCCCUCCCAGGUGCUGGAGGGGAAGUGGGCCUCCUCCUCCAUGCCCCCCAGCUUUGGGUACGCCAUGCACGGGGCUACCGACAUCGACCUGAACGGGUACCCAGACCUGAUUGUUGGUGCUUUCGGAGCUGACAAAGCAGUGCUGUACAGGGCUCGUCCGGUCGUCAGUGUAAACACCACGCUGGACAUCAGUCCCCAGGUCCUGAACCCCGAGGACAAGUCCUGCCCCCUGUUCGGCACGUCUAACACCGUGUCCUGCUUUAGAGUGAAAUACUGCUUACAGGCCCGUGGAAAAGGAGCUCCGUCUAUACUGCACUUCCAGGUGCAGCUGGUGCUGGACAGACUCAAACACAAGGGGGCGAUAAAGAGGGCGCUGUUCCUGCACAGCAGAGUCUCCCAGUACUCCAAGAACAUGACUGUCCUCAAUAACAGAGGGCCAGCCUGCGAGGAGCUGGAGGCCUAUUUAAUAAAUGACUCCGAGUUCAGGGAUAAGAUCACGCCCAUCACAGUCUUCAUGGGGUACAGCCUGGACUUGAAGACCGCUGCCGACAGAACCGGGCUGCUCCCCAUCCUGGACCAGUCCACCCCGUCCAACGUGUCCAGACAGGCCCACAUCCUGUUGGAUUGUGGGAAGGACAAUAUCUGUAAGCCUGACCUGAAGCUGGCAGUAAUCAGUGACCAGACACAGAUCUACAUCGGUGACGACAACCCGUUGACGCUGGAGGUGGCGGCGGAGAACAGCGGGGAGGGCGCGUACGAGGCGGAGCUGUACGUCUUCAUGCCCCCCCAGGCCGAAUUCAUCGGGGUCGUGCGCAACAGCGAGACUCUGUCGAGACUGUCCUGCGCAUACAAGAGAGAGAACCAGACUAGACAGGUGGUCUGUGACCUGGGGAACCCAAUGAAAGAAGGAACUAAACUGUUGGCAGGACUGCGUUUUAGUGUACACCAGCUCUCUGAACAGGACACCUCCAUCACCUUCCACCUGCAGAUCCGAAGUUCCAACCAGUUUAACAAUACCAGCAGCCUGGUGUCCGUUCUCACACAGCUUGCAGUAUUAGCCAAAGUUGAAAUUCGAGGGGUUUCAGCUCCUGAUCAGGUUUUCCUUCCCAUUGCUAACUGGCACCCCAAAGAGGACCCAGUGCUGGAGGACGACAUCGGACCCCUCGUCCAGCACGUCUAUGAGCUCCGGAACAACGGCCCGAGUACGUUCAGCAAGGCCAUCCUGGACAUCGCCUGGCCCUACGGGAUCCGAAACGGCUCCCUCCUCUACAUCACGAAGUACCAGGUGGACGGGCCCAUGAAGUGCAGCACGGACAUGGUCAUCAACCCCCUCAACGUCCUGAACCCGCGAGUGGGGGUGAGGAACUCCACGGCGCCCAGGGGGGGCCGGGCCGACGGGAGGAAGCCCAAUCGCCUGCACCGGCGGGAGCUGGAGCAGAAACCGCUGGGAGGAGACCUGGAGACGCUGGACUGUGCCAGGGCGAAGUGUCUGAAGAUCAAGUGUCAGGUGGGGCGCCUGGAGAGGGGCAGGAGCGCCAUCCUCUUCAUCCGCGCGCGGCUGGGCGUCGCCACUUUCCUCACGGCUGAGAGUAAGAACCACUCCUUCAACGUGAGGUCAACGGCGACCUUCAGCGUGAUAGAAAUGCCCUAUACGAAGCUGGUGUCAGAGCUCCCGUCAAACUCCACCCAGGUGAACACGGCCGUCAUCUGGGUGACGACGGACUCCGCACUGCCAGUUCCCGGAUGGGUCACCGCCCUGGCCGUGCUGGCGGGCCUCCUGCUGCUGGCACUGCUCAUCUUCAUCAUGUACAAGAUGGGUUUUUUCAACAGGGUGCGCCCCCCCCAGGAAGACUGCAUAGAGAAGGUGCAGCUGCAGCCCCACGAGAACGGCGACGGGGUCGUCGAGGCCUGAGGGGGGGGGGGUCUGUGUGCCCCAACUCCCAGUCAAAGUUGUACAGAUUUCACUUCAUUUGGUCAGAAUCCCACUGGCUGGAUUAGUAUUGCCGGACAAAGUUGGUAAUGUAUUUUUUUAAUCUUCGCACAUCAGUGAUUUCCGUGCCCGCUCCGCACGGAAACAGCCUUUAUUACACCCCAAAAUGACUGAGGGGGGGCAUGUCUGUUUGGCUGUUCCCGCAUGUAUUCAUCACACAUUACUGCCUAUCAAGAAGAAAACACAACACAACACACGUGUAACGUUGUACAACUUUUUUAUAUUCUAUUUCUAAGACGAACAAUGUAUGGAAAAAAUAUAUGAAACAUAUGAAGUACACAAAGCCGAAAAUGGGAGAGCAUUAUAAAAAUGUGCUGCCCAAAAUAGUUGUAAUUUGCAUCAAAUAAUGACACGUUGAUCCGGACGGCAAUAGAUUAUCAGAGGACCUUGGAGGUUUUUCAGCUGGAACUGUUGUUUGCGUGCCUGGUAAAAAUCAUUGAUAUUGUCGUUCCGCACGUGAAUAAAAUGACUGAAUUACGCUGGUAGAAAUCAGACAUCACCUGACCACCACUAGUGAAACUAACCCCAUCCAGACUGGGCUUUAGGUGCGGUACUGGGAUCCUGCAUUGGUGCUAGGCCAAGCUCCAAAGGCACAUUAUAAUUACACGGGUAUUUAACGUUUAAUUAAGGGCAGAAUAUGUAACUUUGCUAUUUCUUUGUACUCCCACAAAUACAUCACCAGCAAAUAGCACGUUUCUUUCACAAGAAGUACGCUUCUGAUAAUUUUGUGGAAAAUCAAGACGGUUUAUUAAUCUAAGGAAGAGAGACUGAGACUGUCAAGCUUCAAGCCUUUUAUUAUAUCUGCAGAUUGCAGACAGUUGAAGAGCUCUUGCAGGAGCUCGGGAAGCGAAUCUCGAAUAAGCUUCUGUCUGUGUUUGAUUUGUACACUUUCUAAGGGGCAAACACUCCUUUGUUCCUUCACACUAGUACUUUUCCACUCACGCGUUGUUUGCCUAGGCUGUGUGGUCAUGCAGACUCUAGCCUGCUGGUAUGAAAUUUGGCCUUGGUGAUAAGAGGAGCGGGAUGUACUGCUGCCUCUCUCUAAAGGGAGCUGGCAGGGGCUUAACAAACAGAAGAGUGGUUGCAACAGAUUAUACAUUGAAAAUACAAGCAGAUAGACGCACACACAGAGGCACAGCUCAGAACAGACACAGUACGUAAUGCGCGUGCCUUAUUAUUUCUAAAACUUUGUUUUUUCAUUAUUCACAACAUUAAAUCGCAAUUUUCUAUCACAGUUAUCAUAGAGCAGAGUCAGGUUAAACCCAAUCAAACCUUUCAGAGCUCAGAGUAGGAGUCCACCAGAGCUCCCCAGUGCUCUCCCAGGAGCGGGAAACUGCUGUUGACACCGGGGAUUUCCAGGAUUUAGACACAGUUGGCCAUUCAAAAUCUGUGCUGUUAAUAUUAUUGCAACUUUUACUCAUUCAGACAACAAUGAAUAUAUUUCAGUUCUGGCAGGCAGAAUUAUCCCACUCCCAGGUCACCCUAUGUUGUUUUCACAAUUGAAAGUCCUCCUCUGGGCCUACAUCCAUUUGCAUUAAGAGAAAAAAUAAAAUUAGGAAAAUAAAACUGAACUAUUUUAAACUGUGGCAGUCUCAGAAAGUUUGCCAGUAAGUAUAACAUUCCGUGUGAAUGAUGAGGAAUGCGGGCCGUUUACGGUCAGCGCUUCCCUAGCGAAGGAAUAUGAUCGGCACUACCAGAGAAGAACAGCUCACCACAAAAUGGCGCAUCUGUCGUACAGGCGCAGUAGCUGCACGCGGUUUCUGUUAAAUUUGAUUUUGAGAAGUAUGAUUUCCCAGCCGUGUGUGGGUUAAACUGGCUAAAGUCGUCACGGGACCUUUUUUUUUUUUCCAAGUGCCUCAAGUUUGACAAAGAUCUGUUGGCUAGAUUUCCAAGCUGGAAAUAAAAUGCACUUGACCGGUUAUGAAGUUUUGUUGCGCACACGCUAAAUACGUUUUGCUGAAAGGUACAUGAAGUAGGUGGAACUUAGCAGGUUGUUGUGUGGUGUUAGGGGCCAGGUCCAUUUGGCUAAAUCCUGAUUGUAGGCACUGUAGAUUUUAUUUAAUUUACAUUAAUUUGGCAUUCACUCACCCAUUGACUCCCAUUCUUUUUUCUUUUUCUUUUUCUUUUUAUCAGAAUUUGAACUUUUCACACACGCCAGGCAGAAUUGCUUUGGAAUGCAGCUUGUUUAGUUUGGUGAAAUAAAUUGGUGAAGUGAAUUUUUUUAGGAAUUCUAUAUUUUUUUUUACAGAUGUAUAGGAUGUAUUGUGUGUGUAACUUUUUAUGUCGAAAAUAUAUUUCUUGAGAUGACUUGUAUUGCAUAUUUUUCAUUAGCCUUUAGCGGUAGCUGGUAUUAAAUUAAAAGCAGCUGCUUUGGGAUUUCUUAAUCUGAUUUGCCAUUCAGUUUCAAUUCUAAAUGCUGGGUUUGUAUAUAUGUUGCUGGAAUAUUUGAGCUGUAGAAUAUAUGCUGUUACCCAUAUUGGGUUAUCCUGUUUUAAAUCGGCUGUUUUUUUUGUUUUUAAAAAAAAAUAUUGAUAGUAUACUGCUCUUAACAUUACAUGGAAAAGAGUUGUCCAGAUUAAUAUCAACAAUUUUUCAUAAUCAAAGUUCAGUAGUUUUCUGUUGGUUGUCUGUAGUUUUAUUUUUGUUCUAACAUUCGAAAAAACAUAUUUCUUCCAUAAGAUUUGAAGUCUCACAUACCGUUAAGAAAGCACUUUACCUUAAAAAUGUGAAUCUGACAGAGGUGUAAUUUAGUCGGAACUAAGUUACAAAAAAAAAUUUUUUUGAACACAUCAUGGCACAACAGAAUAUUUUUCGAAAUAUUCUCGCAGACCGAGCAUAAAAUGUCACCACAGAAAUCUGACUGAAAAGCAGUAAUGUUGAAUAAAUUAGUUUAUUUACAAAUGGCUUGUUUUUCUUUCAAGAUCAUUUUACGUUUGUUGUGUUUAUAUGUUUGUUACUGAAAUAAAGGAGUAUUUCAAUUA